Molecule: messenger RNA, 904 nt
Organism: Drosophila albomicans
Lineage: Eukaryota; Metazoa; Arthropoda; Insecta; Diptera; Drosophilidae
Product: trypsin iota-like
Exons: 1
Coding region: 1-786 (261 amino acids)
Biological process (GO): proteolysis
Molecular function (GO): serine-type endopeptidase activity
Source: RefSeq, a predicted model, not a curated record
AUGUUUUCCACAUUGUUAGUCCUACUCUCAGUGGCAACUUUAGGUUGCGCAUUGCACUUGCCGAUUGGACCUGAAUUUCUAUUAAAAAAUGGUCCAAUAAAACGCAUCUAUGGAGGAAAGAACACUCCGAUAGAGAAAAUACCUUGGCAAGUGUCGCUGCAAAACAAUGGAUCGCAUGUCUGUGGUGGCGUCAUCUACAGCAAAAACAUCAUUAUAACAGCCGCCCAUUGUGUUGACAAAAAAAAUCCAAGGAUUUUUGAUGUGCGCGUUGGAAGUAGUACAUCUAACAAUGGUGGAUCGGUAAUUAAAGUUGAGAAGAUAACCGUGCAUGACAGUUAUACAAGUAGGUCAACAGUGGAGUAUGACAUCGCCCUGCUUUUGUUAAGUUCGCCCCUCGAAAUGGGUCCAGCUGUCAAGGCCAUUCCACUGGCAGAAUCAGUUCCUAAUGACGGAGCUGUUGUGCUUGUCUCUGGCUGGGGGCGAACAGACACCGAAACGAUUGCAAAAUAUCUAAAAAGUGUCUAUGCGAACAUUGUAAACCGCGAGGAGUGCGCCAGGGCUUAUGGUGACAAACAAUUUACACAAGUAACAAUCUGUGCUGCUUCCCCUGGCAAAGAUUCUUGCUCUUGUGAUUCGGGUGGACCAUUGGUUUAUGAGGGUAAGCUUGUUGGCAUUGUUUCUUAUGGCUUUGGAUGCGCCGAUCCGAGGCAUCCCGGUGUCUACACAAAUAUUGUGGAACUUCGCAAAUGGAUUAAAGACGAAGCUAAAAAACUAAGCUCAAUAUGAGACAGUUGUGAAUUAAAUUGCAAAAAUUAAAAUACAAACGAGAAUUAAAUUGGCUGCAUAUUUGCACUUUAUGUAACCAUUGAGUACAAUAAGUAAAAAUCCUUAGUCUACUGUGAAA